UUUCUUUUCUUACAGAAAGGAGGAAGUGUCCUCCAUUAAUCUGUUUUAAUCAGACGUCCUUUAACCACCAGCGACGCUUGUUUUACCAGUUUCAUUUACAGGGAAACGGUAACCUAGAAGGUGUUGUAUGUUCUUUCACACAAACACAGAGAUCAGAUACCGGACAGCAGCAGACUAACGCAGAAUGAGUACUAUGGAUUCCUUCAUAAUACUGGCUUGAGUUUUACUUGAUGAUGAAGAUGACAGGAAGAGUCCUGAUGUGUGUAGCUCUGCUCCUGCUCCUGUCCUCUGUGUCGGCUGGACCAAAGCUUCGCUCAAUCAAUUCUUUGAAGAACAUCGACUUUGGUGAAUCUGUGCCCGAACACAGUCUUGUGUUGCUCUACUGGUUUGCCAACACAGUGGACAUUGAUGCCAACAAUAACAUAUGGCUGACCUUUGACCCGAACAGAGGAGAUUAUAGCUCACAUCCUUAUCACAACUCUGAGGGACUGUUGGACGUCUUGCCUUGGGGAAAUGUAUACCGGUACUACACUAUUGGCAAUCUCAAUCAAGAAACAUCCGUGCCACUUCCAGCUUAUGUUGUCGAUCCUCCAUUAGAGUAUGAGGAAGGAAACAGGGACCGGAUCAUAAUUCGUGUCAGAGAGCAGAACACAGGACGGCGAGCCCAGCAGAGGAUAGACCAAGUUUAUAUCACACAGCAUUAUGACACUUGUGAAAAUAUGGGGACAGAUUAUGAUCCAGAUCAUACCUACAGGAUCACUAUCAACCUCUUGAGACAGAUCAGAGAGUUUUCUGUGGGAGGAAACCAACAGCAACUGCUGCAACUCAGAAACCGCUUUGGAAGCAACGCUGAUGUUCUCCACAUCACAAACACAUGGGGUGAACUUGCUGGUCUUGGACUGCUGCUGUUUAUUGUGAUCCAGAAAAAUAACUCCUCUAACCAACAAAACAGACCAGAAGAUAGAAGAAGUCCUUUGGAUGAUAAUUCGGACAGAGAGACCAAUGUUCCUAGAGGUUCUAGAAACCAAGGUGACGUUGUAUUGAACAUCAGUGAUGAUGAAGACCAAAAUGUGAGCAGGACGACUUGGAACAGAGAAUCCCACUUUCACAAUACCUCAGUACCCCAGAACGACUGCCAGUGGUCGUUCUGUUGUAAAUGUUGUGUUUGUUGCAUUGUCACCAUAUGCUUAAUUGCAUUGGGUGCUGUAUUAUUGUUCUUGUUUAGAGAUAAGUUAUAAAGAUAAGUAAAAUGAAAUAAAACUUCAUAUAUUGCAAAGGAAAUUGCUUUGCAACAGUUGCAAUACAAAGUGGAAAGAGUGCAAAUAUUAAAGUCUAAGAUAACGAUAAGGUGCAAAUAAGGCAAAAUGUGGUUCAGAGUAUAGAUGAUGAAAACAAACAGGUUAAAAGGUUUGGGUCAGUCUACGUAGGGUUGCAUUUAGACAUGCAUGUACAGUAUCAGAUCUAAAGUAUAGGUGUUACAGCCACAGUCUUCCCCCUGUGCUCUGGCCUUGGUGUGUGUGUUUGUAGUACAUUGCAUAUGUGGAGACUCUCUCAGUUGAUUGGACCAAGAACCUGAUUGGUGUUCCAGGAAGUCUGAUGUGCGAAUCAGAAGAAGGAAGGCUCUUUAGGAGGAGUAUAAAGUCUGGGCCGAGGCUUCACUCGAGGCGUGGCUGUUGUUCUUCAAGCGCCCCACAUACCUCUCAUGCCUGACUGUUAAAUGCAUUUUAUGCAAAUUGGUCCAAAGUACUAGUCACACCCUUGGGACGGGGCCAGGUCAGUUUAUAUAAAACUGACCUCACAAAUAUAUGUCUUUGAAAUGUAUGUUAUAAACACUAGGGACAGGUGGUGGUGCUUCCCUGUAUUUUUGGUUGAAGAGUUAGAAUUGAAAGUUAACUUGUGUGUAUCUAAAGAGCUCCUUUUUGUAAAUAAAUAACUUUGUGAACCUUAAAA
Anoplopoma fimbria (sablefish) is the source of this 1950-nucleotide messenger RNA. RefSeq lists its product as uncharacterized. The record is from RefSeq and is a predicted model, not a curated record. The coding region runs from base 231 to 1238 and encodes 335 amino acids. Lineage: Eukaryota; Metazoa; Chordata; Actinopteri; Perciformes; Anoplopomatidae. The transcript has 3 exons.